Miscanthus lutarioriparius is the source of this 379-nucleotide messenger RNA. The record is from the annotation of a GenBank genome assembly. NCBI's taxonomy places the organism in Eukaryota, Viridiplantae, Streptophyta, Magnoliopsida, Poales, Poaceae.
AUGCCAUUCCCCGUGCGCCUCCCGCCGCCAUCAACCACCGCGGCCGCUGCCGCUGCCACCGUCGGGGCCGUACUCGCCGCCGUCGCGCUCCGCCGCUACCUGUCCGCUUCCCGCCACGGGCCAUCCGCCCGCGUGUCCAUGUCCGUGACCGCCGGAGCAGCCACCACGCUCGUGGCGAACUUUGCAAAGCUACUGGUGGGCGUUGCCGACGUGCAGUUCAAAGGGAGAGGCCGUUCAAAGCAUGUGUGGGAAUCGCCACCAGGCUGUCUCAUGUUCUCUUUUCACAUCACAGAUGAUGGAUGCACAGAAGUUGCCCCUUAUGCAAUAUGUUGUCUGCCUUUCUAUAACCGAAGCUAUCAAGGAGCUAUGCCGUGCCAAG